UCUUACUUCACAAUGUAAAGUUCACAAAAGCAUGCAUCAAAUUAUAUGUAUAUACAUACAGAACAAUAAACUUUCUUUUUACAUAUGCAUUUGAUUAGUACAUGCUGUAUGACCCAUCAUUUGAUCGUAUUUUUUAUGCUGAAUGCCUCCGUGCUGACGGCUGGUCCUCCUCCACUGUCACUGACCUUAGCCUAAGUCCUCACGCUUUCGACCGCACCGGAAGUGGCUGUAAGGACCGCCCUUUGCAGUCGCUUGUUGGAGGAAAGACUUCGGUUCUUGACCCGAAUCUUCUUCAGAGACGACCGCUCAUCUCAACCGCACUUGCCGUCUUCGAUUGGAAGGGCGCGGCAACGUUCUGCCAAUAGUUUGCAAUCUUUUUGGACAUCUCAUAAACGAUUUGUGGGGGCGUUUGUCUGCCACCCUCUGGCAGCCAGACUUCUGGUUACCCCUGGGCGUGACUUGGGAUGACCUCCGUUCCACUGAUAGCUUCCACUUCCCGGUUUUUUCCGACGUGUGGAUCUACCCUCCUGCCUUUGGCUUGUGUUUGAUGCUGUUCCGCUUCUCGUUCCUGGAGCCCCGUCUGUUCCGGCCCCUGGCGCGCAGCAUGGGCGUCUCCGACUGGCGCCCGGCCCCUCCGGCCUUCGACGCCGCCCUCGAGGCCCUCUAUCGACGCUACCAGACCAAGGUUCCCGCGCAGGUGAUCGUGGAGACCUCGGAAGCCAAUAAGUUGUCCCCUCGCCAGGUGCAGAGGUGGCUGAACCGAAAGCACGCCGUGACAAAGUCAACCAAGUACGAGAAGUUCAUGGACUGCGCUUAUGACUUUUCUUGUCACACGUUCAUGUGUAUUUUCGGCUUCGUUGUCAUGGUCUCGAAACCCUGGUUGUGGAACAUCACACUAUGCUGGAGGGAUUAUCCACACCACAGCAUCAGCACCGACGUCUGGUGGUACUACAUGCUGUGCCUGGCUUACUUCUGGUCCACAACCAUUAUCCAGAUACCCAAGCCGGCCCACAGAAUCUCCGACAAGGUUCAGAUGAUGUCUCACCAUUUGUUCACGAUCCUCCUGAUGGUGUUCUCGUGGACAUGCAACUUCGUCCGCGUUGGGACGCUGGUUCUCGUAGUCCACGAGUGCGCCGACGUCCCCCUCCAGGCCGCCAAGAUAUUCAAGCACGCAGGCAUCGACAGACUGACCGAUGUGAUGUUCGCGGUGUUCGUCAUCCUGUGGCUGGCGACCCGCUGCUGCGUCUUCCCUCUGUGGAUCAUGUACAGCGUCUUCUUCGAGGCCACCACCUUCAUGUUCAUGCCCUCAGCCUACCUCUUCAUGGGGCUCCUGGUGGGCCUCCUCAUCCUCAACCUGGGAUGGACGUGGAUCAUCCUCAGCAUUGUGGUCAGGAAGCUCCGUGCGGGAACAUUGCAGGAUGUCCGGUCGUCGGGCGAAGAGGAAUCGGAGGAUGAGUCCCAGAUGAGUAACGGGAUCAAGAAAGAGUAGGAAUCUCGCGAAGACAGAGGCUUACGAUUUUUUCCUGGGGUGCAGAAGGGACACCUUAGUAAUACUUAUUGUCGUCAUUGUUAUUGUUAAUAUUAUCAUUACAAAUAUUAUUGUUCUUGUUAUUGACAUUAUUUUUACUAUUGUUAUUACUGCUACUAUUAUUCUCCUCCGUUUCGAUAAACACUUUUUCUUUUAUCACGGUAAAAAAAGAUAUGUGUAUUGGGUUUUGGUUUCGCAAAAGAAUUUUUAUGAUUUGUCAAUAGAUAAAGGUACACUAGAAUGUGAAACUGAUAGACAAAAGAAACACCAUUUGGAGUCUUUUUUCCAACCGCGAGGGAUAUUGAUUACCAAAAUGAAAAUGCAGAUCUUGCGUGCAGGUUGAACAAAUGCCUGCAUAUAUUCUCCCCCCAAAAAAACUAGUAAAAGACAAUGUAGGUAUAAAAUGCCAAAGAGCAGUAGUAGAGCUGAGUAGAUGUGCAUAGAGAUUUAUUGACAUGCAGAUGUCAUUAUAAUGUCAAAGUAAUGCAAUUAUAGGGUGCCUUGAGCAAAAAAAAAAAAAAAAAAAAAAA
Messenger RNA from Penaeus vannamei (Pacific white shrimp), 2058 nucleotides. RefSeq names its product ceramide synthase 3. Lineage: Eukaryota; Metazoa; Arthropoda; Malacostraca; Decapoda; Penaeidae. The record is from RefSeq and is a predicted model, not a curated record. Gene Ontology annotation, cellular component: membrane. Gene Ontology annotation, biological process: ceramide biosynthetic process. Gene Ontology annotation, molecular function: sphingosine N-acyltransferase activity.